Telopea speciosissima is the source of this 1842-nucleotide messenger RNA. RefSeq names its product GTPase LSG1-1-like. Gene Ontology annotation, molecular function: GTP binding; GTPase activity. NCBI's taxonomy places the organism in Eukaryota, Viridiplantae, Streptophyta, Magnoliopsida, Proteales, Proteaceae. The coding region runs from base 67 to 1830 and encodes 587 amino acids. Gene Ontology annotation, cellular component: cytosol. The transcript has 7 exons. The record is from RefSeq and is a predicted model, not a curated record.
GAGGAAGCACUACUGAAGCAUAGGAGGAGCUUGUAGGUAUCUGUGUAUUCUAGGGUUUGGAAAGCAAUGGGGAAGAACGAGAAGACAGGGCUAGGGCGAGCCCUGGUGAGGCACCACAACCAGAUGAUCCAGCAAACCAAGGAGAAGGGCCGAUUCUACAGGAAUCAGGAGAAGCGAGUCCUCGAGUCUGUGACGGAGGUAAACGACAUCGACGCCGUCAUCGAGCAGGCCGAAGAAGCUGAGCGCCUCUUCUCUGUCGAGAACCCCGUCCCUAACCUUCUCAUUAACCUGGAUGCCGCACCUGGCAUGACGCCCGAAGAAAGGAGAAAGCAACAGAAGAUAGAGGAGGCAUUGUACGCGAGCAAUCUUCAAGUACCUCGCAGGCCACCUUGGAAUGCUGGCAUGUCCGUGGAGGAGCUCGACACUAAUGAGAGACAGUCUUUCUUAAUAUGGCGACGAAAUCUUGCAAGACUUGAGGAGAAUGAGAAACUUGUUCUUACACCCUUUGAGAAGAACCUGGAUAUCUGGAGGCAGCUCUGGCGGGUGCUUGAACGAAGUGAUUUGCUUGUAAUGGUUGUUGAUGCACGUGAUCCAUUGUUCUAUCGCUGCCCUGAUCUUGAGGCAUAUGCAUGUGAGAUUGAUGAACACAAAAAAACUUUGCUGCUUGUUAACAAGGCAGACCUUUUACCCUUUACUGUCAGGGAGAAAUGGGCAGAGUACUUUCGUCAACAUGGGAUUCUCUUUGUAUUCUGGUCAGCAAAGGCUGCUUCUGCGGCUCUGGAAGGGAAAAUUUUGAGUGGUCUCUGGGAGAAGCAAGGCACAUUAGAUGGAGCAGAUUACACUGAUACCAAAAUUUAUGGAAGGGAUGAACUUUUGGCCCGUUUACAGGCCGAAGCAGAGGCUAUAGCAUCAAAUAGAAGGGGUCAACGUACAAGUCAUGCUCAGUCUGUCAGUGGUGGUAGUAAAUCAAGUCCCUCUAAGCAUGUUGUGGUGGGGUUUGUGGGCUAUCCUAAUGUGGGGAAGAGCUCCACAAUUAAUGCCUUGGUGGGUGAGAAGCGAACUGGUGUAACCUCAACUCCAGGGAAGACGAAACAUUUCCAGACAUUAAUAAUAUCUGAUGAGCUGAUGCUGUGUGACUGUCCUGGUUUGGUGUUCCCGUCUUUCUCCAGCUCAAGAUAUGAGAUGAUUGCAUCAGGGGUGUUGCCAAUUGAUCGAAUGACUGAACAUAGGGAGGCUGUACAAGUUGUAGCCAAUCAAAUUCCUAGGCACGUUAUCGAGACUGUCUAUAAUAUCACUUUGCCCAAACCGAAACCAUAUGAACUGCAAUCUAGGCCUCCAUUGGCAUCAGAGCUUUUGAGGGCCUUCUGCGCCUCUCGUGGAUAUGUAGCUUCUAGUGGACUGCCAGAUGAGACUAGGGCAGCACGACUAAUUUUGAAGGACUACAUUGACGGGAAGCUGCCUCACUUUGAAAUGCCCAAUGUAACGUCUGAUGAGGAGACCAAGGACCUAGAUGCUGCUGAACCUAGCUCCUCUGCUGAAUAUGAAUCCAAUUCAUCUGAAGCUGAAGAUCAUCCACCUGAUGCAGCAUCAAACUCCAACCUCGAGCAUGUGCUGAAUGAUCUUGAGUCAUUUGACUUAUCCAAUGGGCUAGCUCCCACCAAGGCUGCUGUUGUCAAGAAGAAGCCAUCAGCUGCAUCCCACAAACAGCACAAAAAACCUCAGAAGAAAAAGGACCGAACAUGGAGGGUCGGAAAUGAUGGUGGGGAUGGAAUGCCAGUGGUUAGAGUCUUUCAGAAGACCGCGAAUGUUGGUCCCCUCAGGGCUGGAUAAAGUUGCUUCCUU